AAGAAAUCUUCAUUUCAGUUACCUGCAGUCCACUGAGGAGCAUGGGAGGCAACCAGACAUGGAUCACAGAAGUCACCCUGCUGGGAUUCCAGGUCAGCUCAGCACUGGAGUUUUUCCUAUUUGGACUUUUCUCUCUUUUCUAUACAUUUACCCUGCUGGGGAACGGGGUCAUCCUGGGCCUUAUCUGCCUGGACUCUAGACUUCACACCCCCAUGUACUUCUUCCUCUCACACCUGGCCAUAGUUGACAUGUCCUAUGCUUCCAACAGUGUCCCCAAGAUGCUGGGGAAUCUUGUGAACCAGAAGAGAACCAUCUCCUUUGUUCCAUGCAUAAUGCAGACUUUCUUGUAUUUGGUGUUUGCUGCUACGGAGUGCCUGAUUUUGGUGGUGAUGUCCUAUGACCGGUAUGUGGCCAUCUGCCACCCCCUACAUUACACUGUGAUGAUGAGCUGGAGAGUGUGCAUUGUCCUGGCCGUCACUUCCUGGGUGUUCAGCUUCCUCCUGGCUCUGGUCCAUUUAGUUCUCAUCCUGAGGCUGCCCUUCUGUGGGCCUCAUGAAAUCAACCACUUCUUCUGUGAAAUCCUGUCUGUCCUCAAGCUGGCCUGUGCUGACACCCGGCUCAACCAAGUGGUCAUCUUCACAGCCUGCGUGUUUGUCCUGGUGGGGCCCCUCUGCUUGGUGCUGGUCUCCUACUCGCGCAUCCUGCUGGCCAUCCUGAGCAUCCAGGCCGGGGAGGGCCGCAGAAAGGCCUUCUCCACCUGCUCCUCCCACCUCUGCGUGGUCGGGCUCUUCUUUGGCAGCGCCAUCGUCAUGUACGUGGCCCCCAAGUCCCGCCAUCCUGAGGAGCAGCAGAAGGUCCUUUUCCUGUUUUACAGCUUUUUCAACCCCAUGCUGAACCCCCUGAUCUACAGCCUGAGGAACGCAGAGGUCAAGGGUGCCCUGAGGAGAGCGCUGAGGAAGGAGGGGCCCAUGUGA
This is a messenger RNA of Microcebus murinus (gray mouse lemur), 974 nucleotides long. Its product is annotated as olfactory receptor 2A14-like. Gene Ontology annotation, cellular component: membrane. NCBI's taxonomy places the organism in Eukaryota, Metazoa, Chordata, Mammalia, Primates, Cheirogaleidae. The record is from RefSeq and is a predicted model, not a curated record. Gene Ontology annotation, molecular function: G protein-coupled receptor activity; olfactory receptor activity. Gene Ontology annotation, biological process: G protein-coupled receptor signaling pathway.